This is a messenger RNA of Aphanomyces astaci, 764 nucleotides long. RefSeq lists its product as hypothetical. Gene Ontology annotation, molecular function: serine-type endopeptidase activity. The record is from RefSeq and is a predicted model, not a curated record. Gene Ontology annotation, biological process: proteolysis. Lineage: Eukaryota; Oomycota; Saprolegniomycetes; Saprolegniales; Verrucalvaceae. The annotation marks the transcript as partial. The transcript has a single exon.
CGUGUCAUGCAAAGACUGCUUUGGACUGCUGCCGCCGCCAUGACCGGGGUGUUGGUGAAUGCAUACCUUGCAGGCUUCCAGAACGCAAAGAUGUCGACGUAUAUGGCUCAACUGCGUUCGUCUGCAAACGAUCCCAUGAUCUGCCAAGGGGUUCUCAUCGACCCACACUACGCCCUCUUUAGUCGUGGAUGCGCCCAAAACCACGACGAAGCUGACAAAGUGGUGGUUGGGUCAAGUCGAACCAAUGGCGGGUUGGGCGACGGCGAGUUGAUUUCAGUGCUCAAGAAAUUCUACAGUGUCGACCGUACCCGGGAUUUUGCCAUGGUGCAGUUGGCGCGACCAUCCAACUUCACACCGGUGAAAAUCCUGUGGGACGACGUCGCCCCUGGCAAGGUGGUCUGGCUGCGUGGUUGGCAUCCAUUCAACAGCAACCUAUCUUUGAAUCGGCUGGUGGAAACCACGGUCCAAGUCAUUCCAAACAACAAAUGCCAGUUCAAGCUCAAUCGCUACGUGCGCGACAGCCAAGUAUGUGGUGAAAACGACGGCAUUGACAGCUGCAGUUCGUUCAUUUCUGGAUCCCUCAUCACCGAGCUUCGUGGACGCGAUUAUCUUAUUGGGACGUUGUUUGUGGGCAACUGCGAGUACGAGCCCGUGUACCAGAUAUUCAGUCGCCUCUCGGCCGACCGCACCUUUAUCGAGUCAUUCCUGAGCAAAGGAACGUAGCUACUUAAACUCGUCAAUAUUCAAUCAUGAGCAUCUCAAGA